AAAAGAGCUCAACUUACUAAAUAUUUGGAUUAUGAUUAUAUUAUUGAAGAUCAUAAACACGAGGAUAUCAAAAUAUUUAAUAAAUUUCUAGUUGAUAAAUAUGAAAAGGAUUAUAUCGAUAGGAAAGUUGAUAAGAUUAGAUUUCUUUCUCUAUAUAAGAUUGUUUUUGUAAAUCCUCUUCUCGAAACUACAAUUGAUUGUAAAAAAAAUGAAAUAGAAAAGGCGAGAAAUGUCCUAUUCAAUAUUUAA
Molecule: messenger RNA, 249 nt
Organism: Cetraspora pellucida
Lineage: Eukaryota; Fungi; Glomeromycota; Glomeromycetes; Diversisporales; Gigasporaceae
Source: the annotation of a GenBank genome assembly